Messenger RNA from Chroicocephalus ridibundus (black-headed gull), 7842 nucleotides. It is a transcript of the gene CASKIN2, whose product is annotated as CASK interacting protein 2. The transcript has 20 exons. The record is from RefSeq and is a predicted model, not a curated record. The coding region runs from base 862 to 5415 and encodes 1517 amino acids. NCBI's taxonomy places the organism in Eukaryota, Metazoa, Chordata, Aves, Charadriiformes, Laridae. Gene Ontology annotation, molecular function: protein binding.
GAUUUCCUGCCGGGACGGGGCCAGCCCGAGCGGGACUUUGCCGAGCGCCGCGCCGCCCUGCGAGCCGGGCAGCCGGGACCGCGCCGCUCCGGUCCCGGUACCGGUCCCGGUCCCAGUCCCGGUCGUGCUCUGCACGCUUGGCAAGUUGCUGCUCGGCUCUGUACUUCUCGGCGCGGUCCGGCACCGCACAGCGCGGUCCGGUGCGGCGCGGUUCGGUUCGGUUCGCCCCGGUGCUGGGCGGGCUGUGAGCGCGGCCAGGUCCUGGGCUGCUGUGCCGGGGCUCCCCAGUGUGGCUGCAGAGCUGUUGCCAAGAGGAAUGCCAAAACGAAGGGGCUAAUGAGCACCAGAGUGGGAGGAUCUAUAACUUCCAGAUGGCGACGAGCCCGUAAUCCCGUUGGGAAGAAUUAGGGACUCAUCAGCACAGCAGAGCCUGGCGAGGGGAGCAAAGCACGACACCUCCGGCUCUGGGAGUGCUGUGAGAGGCCAAGGGCAUCCCGAUGCCGACUGUGCCAGCUGCCCUGCCCCAAGCCGCCUGGCUUUGUCUCACAGAGCCCCGGUGCUGCCAGGAGCCCGUGCCUGAACGCUGAACUAUUUCUUAUUUUAAUUGAUCGCAUGUUCUCCAACCAAACCCCAUCCGGGUCCUGCUCCUCCCGACACAGAAAGAGACUUCUGCCCUUAACAGAAAGACUUCUUCCUUCUGGCUUUUAUGUCCCGUGGGAUUGUAAAGCAUCUUUAUUGCUGGAUUUCAUCUCCCAUCAGAGUGUGUUUUGAGGAACUACGUGCUUAUUCCUAUGGCUUUAUAAACCACCGGGAUCUGAGGGUCUCUGCCUUCUGUGCCCCCGCCGCUCCCACCUGUCUGCCAUGGGGCGAGAGCAGGAGUUGAUCCAGGCCGUGAAGAACGGGGACGUGCCUGGUGUGCAGAAACUGGUGGCCAAGAUCAAGGCGUCCAAGAGCAAGCUCCUGGGAUCUGCCAAGCGCCUGAACGUGAACUACCAGGAUGCGGAUGGGUUCUCGGCGCUGCACCACGCGGCCCUGGGCGGCAGCCUGGACCUCAUCUCGCUGCUGCUGGAGGCACAGGCCACCGUCGACAUCAAGGACAGCAACGGGAUGCGGCCCUUGCACUAUGCAGCCUGGCAGGGACGUGUGGAGCCAGUGCGGGUGCUGCUGCGCGCCGCUGCCUCCGUCAACAUGGCCUCGCUGGACGGGCAGAUCCCGCUGCACCUCUCGGCACAGUAUGGCCACUAUGAAGUGUCAGAAAUGCUGCUCCAACACCAGUCCAACCCCUGCCUCAUCAACAAGGCGAAGAAAACCCCCCUGGACCUGGCCUGCGAGUUUGGGCGGCUGAAGGUGGCCCAGUUGCUGCUGAACAGCCAUUUGUGCGUCGCCCUCCUGGAGGGACAGUCCAAGGAUGCUACUGACCCCAACUACACCACCCCGCUGCACCUGGCAGCCAAGAACGGGCACAAGGAGAUCAUCAGGCAGCUGCUGAAGGCCGGGAUUGAGAUCAACAAGCAGACGAAGACGGGCACAGCCCUGCACGAGGCCGCACUCUACGGCAAAACGGAGGUGGUGCGGUUGUUGCUGGAGGGUGGCGUUGACGUGAACAUCAGGAACACCUACAACCAGACAGCACUGGACAUCGUGAACCAGUUCACCACCUCGCACGCCAGCAAGGACAUCAAGCAGCUGCUGAGAGAGGCAUCAGGAAUCCUGAAGGUCCGAGCUUUGAAGGAUUUUUGGAACCUCCAUGACCCGACUGCUCUCAACGUCCGGGCAGGAGAUGUCAUCACGGUCCUGGAGCAGCAUCCAGACGGGCGAUGGAAGGGGCACAUCCACGAUGCUCAGAAAGGCACCGAUCGGGUUGGAUACUUCCCCCCCUCCAUCGCUGAAGUCAUCAGUAAGCGAACAGGCAUGGUUGUCCCCCGCGUGGCGCCCACGCACCAGCGCCAGGGUCCCCCCGGGGCCCUCCCGGUCCCCCCCGGCGGGUUGCAGCACCUCCCCGAUGAGUGUCCUCACCAGGCAGCCCCGAGCGUCACCCUAACCCGGACGGCCCCGGGCCCUGACAGCUCAGCAGGUGACAGAAACAGCGUGGGCAGUGAGGGCAGCAUCGGCAGCAUCCGCAGUGCUGGCAGCGGCCAGAGCACCGAGGGCACCAACGGGCAGAGCACCAGCAUCCUCAUCGAGAACGCCAGGCCGCUGCCCUCCGCCGGCGAUGACCUCCAGCAACACCUUUUGGGAUCAGAGCCACGCAAUGGGCAGUUGACCUCCCCAGCAGGGACACAGAGCCACCAGACCCCAGGCAGCUGCCCCCCUGGAGACGGGGUCUUCUCCCACCAGUUCUUGCGGCCUGAGCAGCUCCUCGAGGGCAAGGAUGCAGAAGCCAUUUACAACUGGCUGAGUGAGUUCCAGCUGGAGUCGUACACUGCCAACUUCCUCAGCGCCGGCUACGAUGUCCCCACCAUCAGCCGCAUGACCCCAGAGGAUCUGACAGCCAUCGGUGUGACCAAGCCGGGCCACAGGAAGAAGAUCUCCACUGAGAUCGGGCAGCUCAGCAUCGCUGAGUGGCUGCCCAACUACAUACCGGCUGACUUGAUGGACUGGCUCAGUGCCAUUGGAUUGCCUCAGUACCACAAAAAGCUAGUCAACAAUGGCUACGACUCCAUCACCAUCGUGACGGACCUGACGUGGGAGGAUCUACAGGAGAUUGGCAUCAACAAGCUGGGCCACCAGAAGAAGAUCAUGUUGGCCGUCAAGAAGCUCAGAGACCUCCGCAAAAGCCUCAACCAAGCAGAAGCAACUCUGGCAAGACGCAAAGUCCCUGGUGCCCUGGACAUUGUCACCAUCGAGUCGCUGGAGAACGGGGAGUGCCAGUCACCGCACACCCCCAAAAUGACGACUUUCCAGGACAGUGAGCUCAGCUAUGAGCUCCAGACAGCCAUGUCUAACAGCUGCCAUGAGACGCUUGGCAUCAAGAGCAGCCAGGGGAUGUCACGGAGCCAGGAGAGCAUUGGGGUGCGGUCCCGGGGCUCAGGGCACUCACAGGACAAUGUGUUGUCCCGGCACCUCUCCAGCCCCUCGCAGGAGAGCCUGGGCAGUGGGGAGAGCAGCAGCAGCAGUGGGCAGUCCUGCGGGCCGCCCCGCGGCAAGGAGAGCCCAGCCAGCCUGCCAGGACGGCCCAGCCCCGAGCCCUACGGGAAACUCAUCUCCCCCGAGGGCCUGAAUGGCUAUGCCAACGGCAGCGGGGGCAGCCCUCUCAAGGAGAGGAACCUGCCUGAAGGCACGGAUCAGUACGCCCGGCCGGUGGCUCAGAAAGGUGCCGGGACACCAGCAGUCACCCCAUGUACGCCUCCCCAGACCCCCAGCAAGGCGACAGCUCCGUACGUCUUCAUGUACCCACACGUCUCCUUGAAAUCCCCAACGGUCCCUUCCCUCCUGGGAGUGGAGCAGCCCAAGACCCUGCCCCACCCGUACCCCUCCAUCUCCUCCGGGCAGAAGAGCAGCUUGCAGUCGUCGGCCCAAAAAGCAUUCUCCUACCUGCACAGCCAGUGUGGCCCCACAGAGCCGCCCGCCAUGCCACCCACGCCUGGGGUGGCCCCGAGUGCCUGGCAAGCUGGGGAGCAGCACAACGGGGGCGAAGGCUUCAAGUACAAGAAGCGUUCGCACAGCUUGAACCGCUACGCGCUGUCAGACGGGGAGCACGAGGAGGAGGAGGGGGCGCCCACCAGCACCCUGGGCUCCUACGCCACCCUGACGCGGCGGCCAGGCCGCAGCCAGAUGCCACGGGCCUGUCUGCAGACGGAUGCCAAGGUGACCCGCAGCCAGUCCUUUGCCAUCCGGGCCAAGCGCAAGGGCCCUCCGCCACCGCCUCCCAAGCGCCUCAGCUCCGUCUCCAGUGCCCUCUCUGCCGAGGCAGGUGGUGAGCAGCCCCCCAACCCCGAGCGGCAGCCCGCAGCCCCCCAGGAUGUGGCCGACGCAGGUGCCAGCCCCAGCAAUGCCGGCCACAGCAGGACAGUGAAGAGCCUGGCGGCUGCGCUGGAGGGGACGCCAGGGGCGAGUCCGCCCAAGCCCCUCCUGGCCCCAAAACCGCUGCACGUGGCUCAGGACAGUCUCUCCAGGGCAGACGUGGACAAUGAGUCCUACAAUGGUGGUGACACCGGCAGCGCCACGCUGUCUGACACCGGCAGGGACCCCUUUGAGAGCAGCAAGCCACGGAGACGGACAUUCAGCGAGCCCAGCGCUCCCAUGACGGAGGUGGAUGCACAGGGCGGGCGGGAGGACGCCUGCUCGGACACGGAGGAGGAGGCCAAGCCAGGAGUCUCCUCCUCAUCCUCCCAGAACAGCUCCAGCGAGUGCAUCCCCUUUGCAGAAGAAGGCAACUUAACCAUCAAACAGCGGCCAAAGCCCACUGGGCACCCCAAGGCCGACACGGCCAUGCUGGACACAGAGCCUGGUUCCCAGCCGGCGGAGCUCCCCUGCUCCGCUGGGAAGGAGCCGGCAGCACCCACUACCACCAAGGAGCCUCCUGUGCUGGAGUUCAACCUCACCGAGUCGGACACGGUGAAGCGCCGGCCCCGCUUCAGGGAGCGGGAGCCACUGCAGGCGGUGCUGAAGGCGUUCAGCAUGGCGGGGCAGGCCGAGGCGGGGGCCAGCCCUGCGCCCCAGUACGCCCAGGCCCAAGCAGUGAGCAUCGCGGGUCCCGCCGGGCCAGCACCACGGCCUGGGCUGGCCGGGGAUGCCUUUGACGACGACAGUGUGGAGUUCAGGAUUGCCGAGAUAGAGAAAAGCAUCUUGUCGCUGGAGAAGGGGAUCAAGAAGGCACCGAGCCCCACCAAAGCCCCCAGCCCCACAGAGCUGCUCGGCACCACUGUGGUGAGGACGCCUGCUCCAGGUAUGUGGGCUUGCAGGGGUGUCCCUGAGGUGGUGGUGGGGCCUGAGGCUCCCUCCUGGGUUGGUACAGGAGGUGAGGAGAACGUGUGCCACCCCAUGCCUUCCUUUGCAGACAUCCCUGCCAAGCACACCUCCGUGGCAUCCACCAAGCUGGUCUUCUCCGGGCCCAAGACCAUCUACCAGCAGGUCCUGCAGCCCUCCCGCCACACCGUUGCUCCCUGGGCGGCCACCGAGGCUGUGCCAGAUGUGAUCGGGUCCCUGGCCGGUCCUGGCUCGCUGACGCUGGAGGUGGGCAGCAAGGUGUCGGCGAAGCCCUUGGCAGCUGCCCCAGGGGUCGCCCUGGCCCAGCAGCGGCUGGAGCAGACCAACUCCAGCCUGGCCGCCACCCUGCAGGCAGCUGAGAAGAAGAUCACAGUGGAGGAGGCGGAGAGCCACCCCGGGGCCGUGCACUCAGCCAAGAAUAUCCUGGAAGACAUCAGCAACAUGUUUGACGACCUGGCCGACCAGCUGGACGCGAUGCUGGACUGAGGCUUGCUCCCUCCUUCCCUUCCCCACCUCCAGCUGCUCCGCCAGUGCCCCCCAUGAUGGGGGGAGAGUGGAUCUGGCACCAAAUGGUGCCUCCAGGUCUCUCCAUCACUUCGCACUGCGGCUGGGAAAGCAGCUGCCCCUCCUCGCUCACCCCUGGCUCUGUAUCACACGUGCCAGCGCGGCCACGGGCCCAUUUCUGAGGGGGUCAGGCAUUUCCCACCAGACUGGCAGCAGGAGGAGAGCCCAGAGGGGCCGCACACGCGGUCCUGGAGGCCAGGGAGAAGCCCUCGCUCCCUUGCACAGAGCCGAGGAGCCUCCACAAGGGACCUUUCUCUUUCCCCGCUGCAUUGCUGAGUCCUGCCUCUUAUUAUUUAUCCCCUGCCAACAAUGUGUCAGAGAGACCUCCCUGGGCAGCCGCCACCGAGCUGGCUAUUUACUGAGCAGAUUCCAGCCCCGGCAAGGCCCGACAGCAGCUAAAAGAAGACAGGGCUUGUCGCACUUUGGCAGCUUGCGGAGCGAGAAGGAACCUUUCUGCUUUAUUUGUUGCUUUUCCAAACGCGUCAGCAUCAGGCAGCGUGUAAUCCAAGUGGAUCGAAAUCCCUCCGAUGGGAUGCACAAACCCCCUGAGACGGGCUGGCGCAGCCUGUGAAGCAGCGGAUGCUCCACCACAGCCCUGCCAGACAUGGAGGGCUACCUGCCCCUUCCCCAGAGCGAGGAGGAUGGUGAUGGCAGCGCCGAAGGCCUGUGCAUUUGUGCCAGUCCGGCUGGAUCGCGCUGCUAGAUGGGAGGCUGCCCUCUGCCGACACCAUGCCUCGGCAAACCACCACCCCGGUGCUUCCAGGGUGAAGUAGCAGUGUGGUUAGUGCUUCCCCCCUGCCCGCUUUUUUUCCUCCCCCAUCCCUUUUCUGGGGAGAAAAUGGCCCCUUUUCCCACUCCCCCUCCCUGCGGGGAGCCGCUGGCACAAACUCGGCUGUGAGCAUUGUUAAACAGUGGCAGCAUUUGGGGCUCCGGGAGGUGCUUCCUCGCAGCACUGAAGCCCAGCGGGAGAGGUGACCCCGCGUGCACUGGGUGGAUUCAGCUCGGCGACGGCUCCCGUGCGCGCAGGCUGGAUGCGGUCACAGCCCCGUGGCUGCAGCAGGGGAACAGCAGCGAGAGCUCAUUGCAUCCAAGCGGUGGGAACGGCUGCAUAGCUGGGAGACAGAUUUCUCUAGCAGGAUCUGUUCAGUAGUGCAUGUCUAAAUAUGUCCAAGAGCCCCGAACUUGGCUUGCGCUCGGCAUGCCAAGCAAAUGAAAGCAUCAGAGCACCAGAAGGGAACCUAAGAUUGUACUAAAGUGCCAUUUGCUACAAAAAUUCCAAACAAAGGGAAAAAAAAUAAAUCCACAUAUCCCCCCUUUUUAAAAAAUCCCCAAUGCAAAAGCAAACCGGGAAGGGAGAAGGUGGCUGAAAAAGCAGUUGCUUCCCAAUCCUUUUAGGAGUUUGCGGCUGAAUCAGACUGUUUGCAGCCUCUGGUCCCCGUGCACGGGAAGGGGAGCAGCCCCCGCGAGCAGAGCCCGCCUCGACAUUCCCGGGGGUCUCCGCUCAGGAGCUGUGCCACGGGCCGGGCGAGCAGGAGGUGCCUGCCCGCCUUCUAGGCUGAAAAGCAAAGAGAAAAAAGCCCUGCAAAAAAAUCAAAUAUGUUGUUGGCUGGGACUUGAGGUCAGUUGGAGGCAGUUAAGACAACUUCUCUCCUGGCUAGUUGGUUGCUCUGAUUUAUACAUCACAUUGAGUGUAUUUAAAUGACCGUGUCUGACAGGCAAGUGCUACGUCGUGGACCCGAUUGUUUUUAAAUAGCUACAACCAGUGGCACUUUAUCAAAAGGUUUGCAGAAACCUUUUAAAACUGAUUUUUACUCUCACAAGUCAACCUGGGAGAAGCCCAGUUAUUUUUUUUCCAAUGUUGAUAAACUGUAAAUGUUUUUUUUUUAAAGGCCAAUGUAUAUAUUUUAAAUGUGGUUUAUUAUAUAUAUUUACUAACCAGAACUGCAAGUCUUGUACUCUGGGGUCAGGGAUAAGAGGACACUGGGGUGGAGCUGUCGCUGUCUGAGCCACCUGAGGGCAGCACCACGCUGCUCUCAUUGUCAAUAAGGGAAUUAAACAUUUGAUUUUGCAGAAGAAUGCCUAUUUUUUAAGCUCUAGAUCUCUAUUUUGAAGCUACUGUAUGGUGUGUAAGUUAUGUACACUGCAACUGGGACUAACUGACCCCGGCUGCACCUGCUCCGUGCAGCAAGACAGUGAGGGGAAAAAAUAGCCCGUGUAAUCACCAGACUGACAACAGAUUUUAAACCAUCUGCUCUGUUUGUGUUAAUCAUGUGUUUUGUUUUACACUAACAUCCAUUAAGACUAAAUUCUAUUAAACAGUGGGGCGUAUUUGACCCUUUUGAUAGUUUU